Molecule: messenger RNA, 5104 nt
Organism: Hyla sarda
Lineage: Eukaryota; Metazoa; Chordata; Amphibia; Anura; Hylidae
Gene: RECK
Product: reversion inducing cysteine rich protein with kazal motifs
Exons: 21
Coding region: 67-2964 (965 amino acids)
Biological process (GO): blood vessel maturation; sprouting angiogenesis; extracellular matrix organization
Cellular component (GO): plasma membrane
Molecular function (GO): protein binding; metalloendopeptidase inhibitor activity
Source: RefSeq, a predicted model, not a curated record
GGAAGCAAGAGGUUCCCCUGCCUAAUAACAGAGCUGGAGGAGGGAGAGCAGCACUGAUGUGAUGUGAUGGUCUCAGCCUCUGUGAGGGUCAUGUCGGCAGCUGCCACUUCAACACUGCCCGGGCUGUCUCUACUCCUGGUGGCCGUGCUGCUCCCGGAGGCUGUGGCUACAUCAUGCUGCUUUCAGGCAAAGGAACUAACAUGCCGUGAAACCUGUAAGCAGAUUUUGUCAUCGAAAAGUGAGUCACAUCAAAAACAUUUAUUGCAAAGGGCUCCGGAUUAUUGUCCAUCAUCAAUGACCGAAUUUUGGAGUUGUAUGAAUUCUUCAUUACCAGGGGCCUCUAAGAAAUCAGAUGGUUGGGUUGGCCUUGGAUGCUGUGAACUAGCAAUUGCAGCGGAGUGCCGACGCACCUGCAAACAGGCAUCUUCCACAAAUGACAUUUUAAAACACUGCAGGAAAGAAUAUGAGAAUUCACUAAUGAGCUGUGUUAAUAGGAAUGAAAUGGGCUCUGUUUGCUGCAGUUAUGCUGGUCGGCACACCAACUGUCGGGAAUACUGCCAAGCCAUAUUUCGAACUGAUUCAUCUCCAGGUCCAUCACAGAUAAAAGCAGUGGAAAAUUACUGUGCGUCCAUCAGUCCUCAGCUGCUGGAGUGUGUAAAUAACUAUACGCAAUCAUACCCAGUGAGAAAUGCGAGUGAUAGUGUACACUGCUGUGACAGGGCUGAGGAAAAAGCCUGCCAAAAUGCUUGUAAAAUGAUUCUCAUGUCAAAUAAAUCUGAACAUGAUAUUGUUGAAGACCUUAUUAGAGAGUGUAAAAAAUCUCCUCUUCCUCAAGAUCCACUCUGGCAGUGCUUCCUGGAGAGUUCUAGGUCGGUCCAAAAUGGGGUCACCAUUGCUCAUCAACCUUCCACAGGACUGGAUGGUGCAAAACUUCAUUGCUGCUCAAAAGCAAACUCUUCAUUAUGCCGGGAUUUGUGUACAAAACUUUAUAACACAAGCUGGGGAAACACACUGAACUGGCAAGAGUUUGAUCUUUCAUGUGAAUACAAUCCAAUGGAGACACAAAUGUUAACGUGCCUAGCAGAUGUGCGAGAACCUUGUCAACUGGGAUGCCGGAAUCUCACAUACUGUACCAAUUUUAACAACCGGCCAACUGAAUUAUUUCGGAGCUGUAAUGCCCAAUCAGACCAAGGAGCAAUGAAUGACAUGAAGUUGUGGGAAAAAGGAACCAUUAAAAUGCCUUUUAUGAAUAUUCCUGUUCUAGAUAUAAGGAAAUGUCAUCCAGAAAUGUGGAAGGCAAUUGCUUGCUCACUCCAGAUUAAACCGUGUCAUAGUAAAUCUAGAGGAAGUAUCAUCUGCAAAACAGAUUGUAUUGAGAUACUGAGAAAGUGUGGUGACCAUAGUAAAUUCCCAGAAAGCGAGACUGCAGAAAGCAUAUGUGAGCGGCUUUCAUCCACUGAUGAUUCAGAUGACUGUAUUCCACUGGAUACAUAUCUCCGAUCAAGUCCACUUGACAACAUUACUGAGGAUGUUACUCAUCCAUGCAAUCCAAAUCCAUGUCCUGCUAAUCAUAUAUGUGAGGUAAACCGAAAAGAAUGUCUUCCUGGAGAACCAUGCCUUCCAUAUGUUUGUACAAAAGGAUGCAAGUUGGGAGAAGCAUCUGACUUUCUUGUACGACAAGGGGACCUUAUUCAAGUUCCUUCAGGGAAAGUGGGCUGCUAUAAGAUCUGCACUUGUAGACAAAGUGGUACUUUGGAAUCCUGCAUGGAAAUGAGUUGUGUUGAUCAGAUAUCAUGCAAUGUUGGUGGGCAACACAAAAAUCAUGGAACAUCCUUCAAAGUUGGCUGUAAUAGCUGUUCGUGUGUUGCCGGUAAAGUCCGCUGUUCUAAACGUCAGUGUAUAAAUGAACCAGGCUCUGAUGGUGAUAGAAGCAUGUUUACUGGAUUGCCCUGCAAUUGUGCAGAUAAAUUUGUUCCUGUAUGCGGAAAAAAUGGACGCACAUAUCCAAGUGCAUGCAUAGCAAGAUGUGUGGGAUUGUUGGACCACCAAUUUGAGUUUGGAGAGUGUUCUUUAAAGGAUCCUUGUAAUCCGAACCCCUGUCAUAGAAACCAAAGAUGUAUUCCAAAAAGACAAGUUUGCCUGACUAGCUUUGAAAAGUUUGACUGCCUUCAAUAUGAAUGCGUUCCGAGACAGCUGAAGUGUGAGCAUGUGAGGGACCCUGUAUGCGACAGUGACAAUACAGAACACACCAAUAUAUGCACGCUGUAUCAAAGGGGAAAACAACUGUCCUAUAAAGGCUCAUGUCAGCAUUUUUGCAAGUCUACGGAACCAGUCUGUGGACACAAUGGAGAAACAUACAGUAAUGUAUGCAGUGCUUAUGCCGACCGCGUUGCUGUGGAUUAUCAUGGCAGCUGUCAAGAUGUUGGGAUUUUCUCAGAGAACAGUUUUCAUUCAGAAUGUGCUUCCAUUAAGUGCCCUACCAAGCCAAAGUUUGGCUGUAAAGCAGUCAUACCUCCUGGUGCAUGCUGUCCUUUGUGUGCUGGAGUUCUAAGGAUCUUGUAUGACAAAGAAAAGUUAGACAGAUUUGCUGAGGCAACAAAAAAAUGGCCUAUUCUUAUAUUGGACAUACUUCAGAAAAUAAGACUUCACAUAUCUGUACCUCAGUGUGAUGUGUUUGGAUACCUCAGUGUGGAAUCAGAGAUUAUUGUCCUUAUCGUGCCAGUCGACAAUCAAACAAAACCAAUACAGAUUGAUGCAUGUAAUAAAGAAGCAGAGAAGAUAAAUUCACUUAUUAAUUCUGACAGCCCGACUCUGGCCUCCCAGGUGCCAUUAUCAGCUCUCAUCACGUCUGAGGUUCAAAUAUCACCAACAAUUCCUUCUAACUGUAAUAGAAUAAUGUGUAAUAUGUAUUAUUUAUGUAUAUAUAUCUUUAUUACUCUGUUUCAUGUCCUCUGCAAUGUAUGAUAUGCUGUAAUUUAAAAAUAUUGUUUAUAGUGUAAAAAAUAUAUAUUACUUAACGUCCCAGAGUUUUUAAAGGGAUGUCCAAGAAUUAAAAAAAAACAUAAAAAAUGAAAAAAGGUCAGCAGCAAAUGUUACAAAAUAAGAUUAAAUUUAAAAAAGGAGUUUUACAUUAAAUUCCUGACUGAUGAUCUGGUCGAUUUAAGGUCACAUGGUGGCUUGAAGCCAAUCACUAGCCUCAGUAACCACAUGCUGUACUUCAAGCAUCUCCGCUAAGGCCACUGAUUGGCUGCAACAGUCACAUGCCAGUAUGGUAUAUCACUCCAAAAAAGUUAACAAAAACUGGCGCGAGACAAUCAAAAGUUUGGCAAUAGAGUGUUGGGGGGUUUACCGAGUAAGAUUUUGUAAGAUUUGCUGUUACUGUUUUUUUUUUUUUACUUUUGGGCAACCCCUUUUAUAGAGCAUAUCCACCUGUGAAUAGCUUUGGUUCCACAGUCAGCAGAUAUUUUUUUAUCUUUGUAAAAUAAUCUCAUUAUAGUUAAAAGGAAUCUAUCAGUAGUUCUGAAGACUCGAAACUGCUGACACCACCAUAUAAAGGAGGGGGAGAGCAAUGUAAACAUACCUUGCAGGUUGCACAAUGAAGAAAAACUUGCCUGUGGAUUUGCCUGUGGUAAAUCAUUGACCCCGAAUUUUUCAAUGUAAAUGAGACAAACAUGUGUCUGUACCCCUUUAGGGAGUUGAUAGGAGAGGCAACUGUUUAGUGCAAAAAAGCUCUGGGCACUUAGAAUAAUGGUAGGUCUGGGCAUCAAAACAUAGUCAUGCAACCUGCACGACCAUAGGCCAAAGUAUGUUUUCAGUGCUCUCCCUGUUCUGCUGUCAGACUUCCUUUAAGGGUAGGGUCAUAUCUUAUACCACAAUACCUACAACAGGGUCACAUGUAGCGCAUCUUGCUUUGUAUUUUACACUGCGGAUGCUCCAACGCCAGUCACAAGCGUGAGCUCCCUGAUGUGGCUGUGUAGCUCUGUGUGUCUGCUCAUAGCGGUGGAUUUCCCGAUGUGCAUCUGCUACAAGCAGGCACUGUGUCUACAGCUCGCAGUACUGACUGCCGUCAGCACAUCCGCAGCAUGAAACAUGAUGCGAAGUGUGACCCUACCCUAAUGCUGUUUUUCUAUUGAUCAUGUUGUUUGUAUUGUGGUAUUUAGAGAAAAAACUUUUGUUGCUACCCAGAAUCCAUCAACAAUAUGCAAUUGAAGGAUAUGUUACUUUUAUUAAUUGUCUGUAGUACAUUGAGAGAAUAUUGUUUAUAAACGGCUGAAACAAAGUAAGGGUUUUACAUGUUUUUAUACAAGUAAAAUAGCAUGCCGUUUUCUAAUGUUGGAAGCAUUUUUAUUCAAUACUAGUGUUAGGUAUCCGUUUACAAAUCUGAUUAUUUUGGAUGUUCAAGUGUUAAUAACCAUCAGAUUUUUAUGUCCAGUUGAAUCAAGGUAGCUUUAUAAUAAAAAUAAAGCCAUACUAUCUAUUAACAACAUUUGCCCCGUUGUUGAUCGUUUCUGAGUAGCAAAAUAUUUUUUUUCUAUACUGCAAUCCACAAUAGAAAAAAAAAAUGUAGGUAUCCUUAAUUUAAUAUUUGCUGACUAAAAUCCAAAAGUGAUAAAUUUGGAAAUCUUGUAUUUUGCCAGAUACUGGAUGGAUGAAUAUUGUUUUUACCAUUACGCUGAUAUUUCUAUGCACACUUUAUUACCUAUAUUUAUUUUUUUAUUCAAAUAUUUCUUGAUGUUACCUCAUUGUCAAUGUAUAUUUUUUAUUUGUUUAAUUAUAAGACAUUUAAAUUAUGUAUCUUAAAAAAAAAAAAAUCUCAUCUGUAUUAAUCUGUGCAUUGGGGCAAAGAGGACCCAUUAUUGGCCUUUUAAAUGUUCUUGAUGAAAAGUUAAGACUUUAUAAAAACAGAAUGCAUUUUGGCUAUGCAAAAAAAAGCUGAGCGUCCUUAUGGGGAGGGGCCUAUCAGUUUAGCCAGCUGUUUUCUAGAACAUUGAUUGGUACUUUAGGAGGCUAAUUAGGCAGUGUUCACACGUUGCGGUACCGCGACUAAUUACUGCAUGUAUUUUUGCUGUGAAUGUCUGAAAUAGCUGUUUUAGGGUGCAUUCAC